This is a messenger RNA of Ambispora leptoticha, 1616 nucleotides long. Lineage: Eukaryota; Fungi; Glomeromycota; Glomeromycetes; Archaeosporales; Ambisporaceae. The record is from the annotation of a GenBank genome assembly.
AAAGUUCGCUUUUCAGUUUUCCUCACGUAAAAAUGGAUGAACCGACUAAUCUAUUCGUUGCAACGAGUCCGAAGUCUGCCUCGGUACCGCGCACAAUGAGAAUAACGAAUUAUAAAAAUUACACCAGUCCGCUAACGGAGGAGAAUCUGAAGCUACAUGCUAUGCUGACACCACCUCGAGAAGCAAAAUCACAUCAUGUCUUAAGCUAUGUUGAUCUUCAGAGACAAUUGGUUGCACUCGAAGCUCAAUUAAAAAGAGAAGCAGAAGCAGCACAAGCAAAAUUCAAUUCAGCGCUUCCAGAAAAUACACCACCAGUAAUACCGGAAAAAAAAAGUCAAAGAAUAAAAAGUAUAGGGAAAAAGCUUGUUAGAAAGAUCUCAUUCAAUUUGGAAAAAAAAAAUCACGAAGAUGCAGAGAAUAAUAAAAUUUACGCCAAUCAUGAUACAACCGAGAGGAUUAACCAAUUCAACAGUAGAUCACUACCCUCAUCACCAAGAUCAGCUAAUUUUCAACAAAAUCAUCCGUCGAUAAAAGAUUCAAUUUCAAUACGAUUAGAAAAAUCUACACCAGCAUCACCUGAUCAACCAAAUUCUCGAGCAUCUUCAAAUAUACCUAUAAAACGUAUAUUUAUCCGAAAAGCAGGCAGUGCAGAUAUUACAAAUCCAAUGUCUUCAGUUCACAAUAAUUCUCCUUAUGCUCCUCUAUCUCCUUCUCAUUUGUCAAUAGAAUCCACAUCAAUAAUAUCCCCAUCGCGGCCAACGUCACCACCAGCGCCACUACAACAGCAGCAACAACAAAGACCAGCCAUUGUAUCGGCAGAAAAUCGAGAUAGCGGGAUCUCACUUGUUGCUCCAAUGGGAAAUCAUUCACGUGAUAAUUCAUCAUCUCUACUAAGAAGAGUUGGUAAUUUCUCAACUUUUAAAGAGAGAGAGGGUAGCAAUAAAUCGUCAACUCAUUCACAACAAACGAUUAAAAAGAACAAAAGUCGAAUAAAUGAUUCAUCUUCGAGAAAUCAUGAAAUUGAACUAUUGGCUUUUCGUUAUCCAAGUGUGGAGAAAAGUAAUGAUCUAAACACUCCAAUGACAAAUAAUGAUUCGGAUGAGGCAGGAAUUCAUUAUACUGCUCUUGGUAAUGUUGGAUCUAGAUCCGAAUCUGGAUUUGGAAUAGAUUCAGACAUUGCUGUUGCAGCUUCUAAUCCCAUUCCUAUUCAUAUUCCGACUAUUCGUCUUCAAGAUGAUAUUGACGAAUCACCCGGCAGCUUUGAUAAUUACAAGAAUAUAAGCAAUGGCAAUAAAAAUGAAAAUCUCCAUAGCACAGAAAACAAAUUUAAAGAAAAAGAAAAUGAAUGGUCAGCUUCUUUUGAUUAUGAUAUAAUACAAUCACAUUUAGCAGAAUAUGACGAAAAUGGAUUACCCAAAAAGAAAAAAACACACCCAUUCAGAUUAUCAACUGAAAAAUUCUCGGUAUUUCAAUCAAAUUCAGAAAACAGAAGAACCGCAUCUUAUCCCGCUUCUAUGAAAAAUUAUAAAACUAGCAACAAUAGCGAGCGUCAUAACAAUCAUACUAACAUCGAUCAAUUUGAUAUCCUACCGACACCGGCUGUCAUUGUAGAAUGA